Messenger RNA from Purpureocillium takamizusanense, 2335 nucleotides. RefSeq lists its product as uncharacterized. The record is from RefSeq and is a predicted model, not a curated record. The coding region runs from base 546 to 1892 and encodes 448 amino acids. Gene Ontology annotation, molecular function: methyltransferase activity. NCBI's taxonomy places the organism in Eukaryota, Fungi, Ascomycota, Sordariomycetes, Hypocreales, Ophiocordycipitaceae. The transcript has 2 exons.
CGGGCCCUGGCGCCGCUGCAAGUGCUGGCAGAUCCUCGUCAUGGCCGCGCCUGGUCUCAGCGAGACGAAGUGAGUUGAGGUGAUGGCUUGGUGGUGGCAUCAACCCAUGCCAUCCAUCAUCCACCACCUCCACCACCACCUCCAGCUUCGCCCCAGCUCUUGCGACUAGCCUCCCCCCGGCUGUGCCGUCUCUCCUCUUCAUUUUCUUCGUCCGAUCCCGUCCCGGAUCAGACCUCCACUCUCCUCUUCCGACCUUCAUCCUGAAGUGCCUCUGCGACUCGCUUGUCGAUUUCGUGUCUGCCCCCCUAAUCUCCACGUCUGCAUUGCAUUCGACCUUGAUUCGCCAUUUCGGGGCGCGUCCGGUACUGCAGAGACGAUCCGUCGAUCCUCCGACACCCGCCGCGAGACAGGUCCUCAGGGCUGCCACCACUUCUUGCUGGCCGUUGCAUCGCAUCGCUGUCGCGGCCGAGAACUGUCGUCGUAUCAUGUCGCCGGCCUCCGUCAAGCUGUGACCAUUGCGAACUGGCCCGGCGACUGGCCUUGGCAUGGCCCAGAAGCGACGACUAUCGCUGCAGCAAGACUGCGCCCGCAAGUCCAGCACCAUGUCGGCACAUGGUCCCUCAUCCCCUCCCCCCAACCCAGUGAGCAGUUCCAGGCUGUCCAGCGACGGUAGCCCGAGCGAAGCAGGCGCACAUAGCGACGGUGCGCACACGGCCAUGACGAGCGUGGUUGACACAGAUGAGGAGUUGCCAAGCAACGGCGGCCACAACGGCGGCCGCGCGCAACACGACCAAUCUCACAAUAACGACGAUGACGGGUUUGAUAGGAUGUCUGCGUAUCCCGCAUCCCAUUACCCCCGGCCUACGAGUCCUCACGGAACGAUGAUGCAUUUCUACACAGAUGACGCCCAUACUGAUCCGGCUGCUUCUACCCGGUCAAUAUGGGCUCCUGACCUCGACUACCGCGAGAUCCACGGGCGCCGCUACGCCCGGGAGUAUUACAUGCCCAACGACGAAAUCGAGCAAAUGCGCCUAUCAAUACAACAUCAGGUCUUCCUCCAUCUGCUGGACGGCGAGCUCUCCUGCGUACCCCUAGAUGACCCGUCACACAUUCUCGAUGUCGGCACCGGCCCUGGCGAGUGGGCUAUUCGCAUGGCGGAGCUUUAUCCGGACUGCGAGGUUGUGGGCACGGACAUUUCCGCCGUCGCCGAAACAAAGAGCGUCCCCCUCAACGUCUUUUUCGAGAUCGAGGACGCGGAGGAGUGGGACCGUCCCGCCGACCACUACGACUUGAUUCACUUCCGGUGUCUCGAGGGCGCCUUCCGUGACUGGCGCGCUAUAUACGAUAACGUUUACGACUCACUCAAGCCGGGCGGCUGGAUUGAGCUAAUCGACUUCGACAGCAUUGAGUCAGUCAAUCUCUGGUUCAGGGUAUUUUCUGAGGGCUCGCCAAUCUUCGAUAUGGCGAAGGAUCUGGAGAUUGCCGCCAUGAGGGUAGGGAAGAAACGGGGCAUCUCCCACAUGGAUCCGCAGCUGUUGAUGGAAGCCGGCUUUGUGGAUGUCCGCGUGACAGAACACUCGAUCCCCAUGAAAAUCACCGAAAAGUCCGCCGGUAAACUCUGGCUGAUAUCUUGUCUCGAUGGUCUUGAGGCCAACUGCCUGCGACUCCUGACCCAGGUGAUGGGGUGGGAUCCCGACAAGUGCAAGGCAGCAUGCGAGGCGGCAGCCCGCGAGCUUGCUCAACUUGCCAAGGACCCGGAGAAGGCCGCGGGACUGCGCGUCAAGGCGCUCACGGUCUCGGCGAGGAAACCAUUAGUGGCCCAGUCCGUGGCUCGGAGUCCUUCAUCCGACACGAAUUGCUCGCCAAGGCCCUCGCCACCUGUCGUCCAGUGAGACGAAAUAGGCGAGGCAGUGGCCAUGACGAUGGAACAGAACACGUCGGAUCAGCGUUGAAUCUCUCCUCAACGCAUUGUUAGCCAGGAAAGCGACCUUGUCGUUAUUUUAAUACGUUUUGACGAUGAUACAUGUGCAGGGGUCUUGGGCUCAGGCUCCAUUUACACGUUGGACGUAUGUUCCUCACGGCGCAGGAGGCGGCAUGGCGUCAAUCUCACAUGACUGGCAGAUGGUCUGCUUGCACGCUUGGGCCACGGGUUUAUGGACAUUUAUUCUCUUUUGACGUCUCAUGCUCCAUGGACUUGGGCAUCUUCGCAAUGCCUUGUGAAGCGGUGCAUUUGGAACCUCUGAAUUCGCAGGCGUCGUGGACCGGCGCCCGGAAAAUUGGCGUUGCAAUUUGCAGACUUGAUAGGACCGAGGAGCAAUCGAUGUGAUCUUUGGUG